AUGAAGCCAUUCUCCCACACUGCCAUGAGGGGCCGGGGAAUUCUGUCGGUGGCCACCCGACACUACACCUCGACCUCCCGGCUGCUUCAACCCACCGCCCUUCACCGUGCCGAAGUCGCCGCCGAUCUCAAAGCUCAUCCCGAAAGCCAGCUCACCCAGGAGAAGCUUCCGGACAAAAAGCAUAGUCAUCACUGGGAAGAAGCGAAUGCUACGGAGAGUGAAGCCGAUAUCAAAGCAGAUCUCGAGGCACAGGCCGAGAAGCAGAAACAAGAGACCCAAAACCAAAAGGGAAGCGGUCAGUGA
Messenger RNA from Capronia epimyces CBS 606.96, 303 nucleotides. RefSeq lists its product as uncharacterized. The record is from RefSeq and is a predicted model, not a curated record. Bases 1 to 303 code for a protein of 100 amino acids. Lineage: Eukaryota; Fungi; Ascomycota; Eurotiomycetes; Chaetothyriales; Herpotrichiellaceae. The transcript has 2 exons.